CUCGCCCAAGAUGUCCCCAGACUUACCGGAUCGCAGGGUUUUCUUGGUGCCAAUGCCACCGCUGUUCUUGCUUGAAACUCGAGGCGUUUAGCAAGCCGGCAUGCUUCGGACAAUGACGCACCUUCCUAAGCAGAUCGCAAAGCAAAAACGGUCAAGAAUGCUCAGCCUCCAUGACUGACGUUGCCGCUUUUGCUUCAGUUCUACUUGCCCUCUGUCUGCUGCCAGUUUUUUAGUUUCGCAUCGUCAGACCGUCUCGCCAUUUCUCCUACAAGGAAUAAGGGAAGAGACGGCACCCGGAAACAUUUUACAAGGUCAAUUUGUACCUGCGCAUCGCUUCGUCGCGAUAGUUCCCGUACCCUGCCACCUCCUCGCCCCCCGCGUUUUCAACGGUUCAAUAUGGGAGGACUUAAAAGCCUACUGGCCCUUCUAUUUAUUGUUCAGGCCUCCAGUGGUCAGAGCUCCGCGACGAGCACUGCAGCGUGCGCGAGCACGAUUGCUCCGAAGAACGCGUUGCCGUCUGUUGCAACCGGUUGGAACGUCCAGGUGGUUGCAUCGGGGCUCAAGGAUCCUCGCGGCAUCAUUUUCGAUUCCAGUGGCCAUCUGCUGGUGGUGCAGCAGGGCUACGGUAUCUCAAGCUUGAGACUGACAAAUGAUUCUGGGGCAUGUGUGAGAGCCGAUGGCAAGGCGGAAGAUAUCAUUGUGGCUUCUGGGUUGAACCAUGGAAUCGAACUUUCGGCUGAUGGGAAGACGCUGUAUGCGUCGUCCUCGCAAGCUGUCUACUCUUGGGAUUAUGAUGCCGCUGAAGCCCGAAACACUUCUGGUCCAAGAGAACUCAUCGGCCAGAUGGGUGCCGCAGAUGGCCAUGUAACGAGGACUUUGUUGUUGUCCCGACGGGUUGAGGGUAUGCUUUUGGUUAGCAGAGGAAGCAUGUCGAAUUUGGAUCCAGCAGCCCAGGAUAUCACGACUGGAGUCUCGACAAUCAAAGCGUUCAACGUAUCCAAUCUUACUGACUCAUCCUACAACUACGCCCAAGAUGGGCUACUGCUUGGUUGGGGCCUACGAAACUCCGUAGGCAUGGCAGAAGAGCCAAUCACGGGAGCCAUCUAUUCGGUGGAAAACAGCGUAGACAAUUUCGAAAGAGAAGGGCAGAACAUUCACCAGAACAAUCCUGGGGAAGAAAUGAAUUUCCAUGGAUAUCUAAAUGGCACUCGAGUUGAAGAGCAGGGGCAGAAUUAUGGAUAUCCGUCUUGCUAUGCGGCUUGGGAUGUGGGCUCGAUCCCGCAGAAUCAGGGGAUUCAGGUUGGAACGCAGUUUGCGAUCGGGGACCAGAAUGCUACGAUUAAUGAUACAUUUUGUCGGGAUGACCGGAUCGCGCCAAGGUUGACGUUUGCUGCGCACAUGGCGCCUUUGGACAUGAAGUUCAACGCUGAUGGAACCGCAGCGUGGGUGACAUUUCACGGCUCAUGGAAUCGAGACGAGCCUAUCGGCUACAAAUUGUCUGUCAUAGAGUUUGAAAAUGGCUCACCUACAGACGCAGCAAACAGCAGUACGGCUGCAAUCGACGUGGUAUCGAAUCCCGAUGUCACGAAGUGUCCUGAUGAUUGCUUCAGACCGGUUGGCCUGGCGUGGGAUAGUCAAGGCAGACUGUUCAUGAGCAGCGACACGACGGGCGAAAUUUAUGUCGUGGUUCCGGUAAAUGGCUCAGCAAACGAAGCAUCUCCUAGUAGUGGGCUGCCACCCUCAGCUACUGGAGCAGUGCCAUCUUCGUCAAGUUCAGGGAGUGCUGUGCACGAUUUUGGUAAGGCUGGCCCAUGGGCUGCACUUUUCGUGGGCAUGUUGGCGUUGCCGUUGGUAUAACGCGGUUCGACCAGGAGAAAAGGUUACCAUGGAGCUGAGGUAUCUAAUUGGCAAUGCAUUCAUUUGUUACGUGUAGUGGGGCUACUCUUAGCGAUGUGUUGAGAAGCCGCAUAUGGUUGAAGGUUGGUUGUUCUUUCCGUUCCCACAACGAGGCCGAUGUCAAGUUGCCAACCACAUCACCACACGCAAUCCAAGAAUUUCGAC
Lindgomyces ingoldianus is the source of this 2061-nucleotide messenger RNA. RefSeq names its product soluble quino protein glucose dehydrogenase. NCBI's taxonomy places the organism in Eukaryota, Fungi, Ascomycota, Dothideomycetes, Pleosporales, Lindgomycetaceae. The transcript has 4 exons. The record is from RefSeq and is a predicted model, not a curated record. Bases 397 to 1857 code for a protein of 486 amino acids.